UUGUUUGGACUGUUUGGUUCGGCUUACUUGGGCGGAGCGAACAACCGACGACUUCCCGGCGUGCGCCCCGCGCGGAGGCGUUCCAGGACCAACUCCUCCAUCCAUCGGCUGAUCAGCCUUGGCUAGAUCUAGCCAGCCGCCUCCAAUUGGUUUCUGCUCGGAGGGGUCUUUCUAUAGGUCCGCAGAUCUGCGCCUCCUGGAAGUCGCCGCUUCUCGCGGCCUCUUGGAUCGAUCUUCACAGUUCCAAGCCUCCAAUCCCCCAGAAACCGUACUCUUUGAUCCCGAGUCCGUCCAAAGAAUCAAAUUUGCCUGCCGAGCCGGCACAAAGAUUCGGGCAUUGUCUAUCAAGAAUCCCCCCGGGUGCUGAGAUUUUGUAGGAGGGCGGCGUUCUCGAUCAAAUUAGAGUGACUCGGUGGUGCUGUGAUAAGGGGGCGCGGGAUGAGGGUCCCGGCGUGGUGGGCGCUGCUGGUGCUGGUGGUGCUGGCCAUGACAGAUGCGGCGUCGGGGAGGUUCGUGGUGGAGAAGAACAGCAUACAGGUGACGUCUCCCGAGGAGCUCAAGGGCAAGUACGAGUGCGCCAUCGGCAACUUCGGGGUGCCGCAGUACGGGGGCACUCUGCACGGCUGGGUCGAGUACCCGAGGUCCAACAGGAAGGCGUGCAAGAGCUUCGACCAGUCCGACAUCUCUUUCAAGCCCAAGCAGGCUGGGGGCCGCCCCAACUUUGUCCUCGUCGACCGUGGAGACUGCUUUUUCACGAUCAAGGCAUGGAAUGCACAAAAUGCUGGAGCUGCAGCGAUUCUUGUUGUGGAUGACAAGGAGGAACCUUUAAUCACAAUGGACAACCCAGAAGAAGGCAAAGAGCACCUAGAAAACAUCACUAUUCCCUCAGUGCUUAUUACAAAGAAACUAGGCGAUGACCUUAAGAAAUCUGCGGAAAAAGGUGAUAUGCUUAGCGUUCUUCUCGACUGGAGGGAAUCUCUUCCCCACCCUGAUGAGCGUGUAGAAUAUGAAUUCUGGACAAACAGUAACGAUGAAUGUGGUCCUAAGUGUGGCAUGCAAAUGGAUUUCGUGAAGAGCUUUAGAGGAACUGCACAAAUUCUUGAGAAGAAGGGUUACACCCGGUUUACUCCUCAUUAUAUUACGUGGUAUUGUCCAGAUGCUUUUGUCUCAAGCAAGCAAUGCAAAUCACAGUGCAUCAAUCAUGGGAGAUAUUGUGCGCCAGACCCAGAGCAGGAUUUUAGUGUAGGAUAUGAUGGAAAAGAUGUCGUGAUUCAAAAUCUAUAUCAAAUUUGUGUAUUCAAGGUUGCUAAUGAGACUCACAAGCCAUGGCUGUGGUGGGAUUAUGUGCAUGACUUUGCAAUUAGGUGCCCAAUGAAGGAGAAGAAAUACACACACGAAUGUGCCAUUAAUGUUAUUAAGUCACUUGGAUUGGACAUUGAAAAGAUACACAAGUGCGUUGGAGAUUCUGAAGCUGAUAAGGAAAACCCAAUUCUAAAGGCAGAACAAGAUGCCCAAAUUGGUAAUGGUAAAAGAGGAGAUGUCACAAUACUACCAACCCUUGUCAUCAACAACAGGCAAUACAGAGGUAAGCUGGACAAAGUUGCUGUCCUGAAAGCAAUCUGUUCAGGUUUUGAGGAGACAAGUGAACCUGCUAUUUGCUUGAGUGAAGACAUCCAGACAAAUGAAUGUUUGGAGAACAACGGGGGUUGCUGGCUGGACAAGGCUAACAAUGUUACUGCAUGCAGGGAUACCUUCCGUGGGCGUGUUUGUGAAUGUCCUAUUGUGAAAGGUGUAAAGUUUGUGGGUGAUGGAUAUACCAAUUGUGAAGCUUCUGGCAUUGGUAGAUGUGAGAUCAGUAAUGGAGGGUGCUGGAAAGAAACUAAAAACGGGAAGACAAUCUCUGCCUGCUCGAACGAAGAAUCUGAAGGUUGCAAAUGUCCAGCAGGUUUCAAGGGCGAUGGAGUAAAAAGUUGUGAAGAUAUUGAUGAAUGCAAAGAGAAACUUUUCUGUCAGUGCAAGGGUUGCAGCUGUCAGAAUACAUGGGGAAGCUAUGAAUGCAGUUGCGGUGGUGACAAUAUGUUAUACAUGAGAGAGCAUGACACUUGUAUCAGCAAAGAGGCUACUACCGCAGCUGUUGGCUGGAGCUUCCUGUGGGUUAUUUUCUUCGGACUUGUUUUUGCUGGGGUUGGAGCAUAUGCAGUGUACAAAUACAGGCUAAGGAGUUACAUGGAUUCGGAGAUACGCGCCAUCAUGGCCCAGUACAUGCCUUUGGAUAGCCAAGAAGGAUCAAGCCAGCAUCAUGUCGCGCAUGCUGAUGAUAUAUGAAACGGCACUGCUUUUUCCGGAGCAACAUAGGAGCGCGCAACGUUUAACCUGUACUGCAGCAGCAUCAGUGGCCAUCAGCUUUGCAGAGGUCAACUAGGCGCAAAGAUACUCCUGAUGAACGACAUAAGGGAUAUCAUCAUAGUUUAGCCCCUUUAGUUUUUCCUUCAAACUCGUGGCUUGUUCCAUACAUGUCAACAUUGUGUAAAUACUGUUGUUCAGGCUAUAGAUUGUCUCUUGCCUUUACUCAAUAAAGCUUGCGCCUGCAAGUGGUAUACCAAUGCUUGUGGUAUUGAUUUA
Molecule: messenger RNA, 2622 nt
Organism: Phragmites australis (common reed)
Lineage: Eukaryota; Viridiplantae; Streptophyta; Magnoliopsida; Poales; Poaceae
Product: vacuolar-sorting receptor 1-like
Exons: 12
Coding region: 439-2325 (628 amino acids)
Molecular function (GO): calcium ion binding
Source: RefSeq, a predicted model, not a curated record